CCCGCCGAACGUGAGUAUGAGAAGGACCAUUCAGCCUGAAUCGGUAUAAAACACCGUGAUGUUUUCUGUAAAAAGCAUCAGUUGUAAUCAGCAAAAACAACAGCAUCAUCUCAACCAACAUGAAGAUCUUUAUCAUUGCUGCUAUCCUGUCCGUUGUUUCCUGUCAAGCACCGUAUUACCAACCAACAUACACCCCUUAUCCAGAAUACAAACCGGAGUACCAAACAAAGCCGUCGUAUCAACCGGAGUACCACGCUACCCCGUCGUACAAGCCGAAUUACCCAGUACCGGCUUACAAACCUACGUAUCCUGAAUACAACAAACCAGCUUACCAUGAGCCAACGUAUGCCUACCAGGGCCCAGCAUACAAACCGUCGUACUCUCAGCCUGCGUACAAACCUGAGUACGAACCUGCGUAUCCUGUAUAUCAACCCUAUUCCCAACCUAAAUAUCCCUCUUACUGAGGUACUAUGUAGUGGAAUGCUGAAUGGAAAAUGGAAGGAUCAAGAUGGAUUAGGAAACAGUCUUACAUAUCUAAUGAUGUAAUGGCAAAAAUAGGCCCUUUUUAUGUUUAAAUAAAUUUAUAAGUCUAUAUCACGAA
Messenger RNA from Daphnia carinata, 601 nucleotides. RefSeq names its product adhesive plaque matrix protein-like. Lineage: Eukaryota; Metazoa; Arthropoda; Branchiopoda; Diplostraca; Daphniidae. The coding region runs from base 120 to 464 and encodes 114 amino acids. The transcript is spliced from 3 exons. The record is from RefSeq and is a predicted model, not a curated record.